AUGGUCCCACAAAGUCAUAUCGACUCUGCACAAGCCUACCGGAACGAGGCCCAUGUUGCUGAGGCAGUUCGUGAAUCGGGAAUAGAUAGAAACGAGGUGUUCAUCACCACCAAGGUUAUUUCAAAAUUUCACGGUUAUGAUAGGACUGUCAAAGCGAUCGAAGCAUCGCUGGACAGUAUGAAAUUUGACUACAUUGACCUCUUCUUGAUACAUGAUCCGCAUGCUGGUAAAGUGAAACGCCUCGAGACCUACAAGGCUCUUCUUGAAGCCAAAGCUGCGGGGAAGAUCAGGAGCGUUGGAGUAUCGAACUAUGGAAUCCAUCAUCUGGAAGAAAUCGUCGAAGCUGGCUUGGAAACACCUUCAGUCAAUCAAAUUGAGCAACGUCCGAUCGUGGAGUACUGCAAGAAGCAUGAUAUCGUCGUGCAGGCGUACAGUCCUUUGAUCAGGAGCGAUCUCGGUCACCCGGUCUUCAAGGAGUUAGCGGCCAAGUACGGCAAUCGCGAUCCUGCACAGAUUGUACUCCGGUGGUCCCUUCAGAAAGGAUUCGUUCCCCUCCCAAAGAGUGCCAAUCCCGACAGGAUCAAAUCGAACACCCUUCUUUACGACUUUGCCUUGAGUGACGAAGACAUGGCUAAGUUAGACGCCCUGGACAAGGGGAAGGAGGGCGCUGUCACCUGGAACUGCGUCGACGUACCUUGA
This is a messenger RNA of Coprinopsis cinerea okayama7#130, 699 nucleotides long. Its product is annotated as 2,5-didehydrogluconate reductase. Gene Ontology annotation, molecular function: oxidoreductase activity. Bases 1 to 699 code for a protein of 232 amino acids. The record is from RefSeq and is a predicted model, not a curated record. The transcript has 7 exons. NCBI's taxonomy places the organism in Eukaryota, Fungi, Basidiomycota, Agaricomycetes, Agaricales, Psathyrellaceae.